CGUCCAAAAUGACAAUCAAUUUCAUCCUCUCUUCUGUCCUCUUCCUAGCUCUUAUCCAAACCUCAAUUGCUAGUGGCAUAGCCAUUUACUGGGGCCAAAACGGCAACGAAGCAACCUUAAACGACACCUGUGCUUCAGGCAGACAUACCUACGUUAACUUAGCUUUCCUUAACAAAUUCGGUAAUAACCAAAUCCCAGAACUCAAUCUUGCAGGUCACUGCAACCCUUCCAUCAACGGUUGCACAAUUGUCAGCCCAGAAAUCAAAAUCUGCCAAAAAUUAGGUGUCAAAAUAAUGUUAUCUAUUGGUGGUGGCAAAGGAAAUUACUCCUUAGCUUCCAAAAAAGACGCUAAAGACGUGGCACGUUAUUUAUGGAACAAUUACUUAGGUGGACGUUCAACUUCUAGACCUUUAGGAAAUGCUGUUCUUGAUGGAAUUGAUUUUGAUAUUGAACUUGGAUCAUCUCUUUACUAUGAUGAUUUAGCUAAAUUCUUGAAAAAUAAAAGCAAGGGUAGAGCAAAAAAAAAAGUGUACCUAACAGCAGCUCCACAAUGUCCAUUUCCUGAUAGAUUACUUGGUACUGCAUUAAAUACAGGGUUAUUUGACAAUGUUUGGGUUCAAUUUUAUAACAAUCCACCGUGUCAGUAUACUACUAAUAAUACUGAUAAUUUGAAGAAUUCUUGGACAACGUUGGUGAAUGCUAGAAAAAUAUUUUUAGGGCUACCGGCGGCACCACAGGCUGCCGGAAGUGGGUUUAUUCCGGUGGAUGUGUUGACCGGAGAAAUUAUUCCGGUUAUAAAGAAGUCAAGGAAAUAUGGUGGUGUUAUGUUGUGGUCCAAAUUUUGGGAUGAGCAAAGUGGUUAUAGUGCAUCUGUUCUGAAGAGUGUGUGAAAAUUGUUUGUGAGGAAUUUGGAAAUAAGUAAAGCUGAAAGGCAAUGAAUUAAGCAUUUUGUUAUUCGAAAUUAUUUUGGUUUUUUUUGCUUUGUUGAAUCACGAAUUCAGAAUUGUGAUGUUUGUAUGACUGUUAUUUUUAUAUAAAUAAUGUAAAUUCGGUGUGGUAUUGAUAUAAUUGUCCUCAAUAGGUCCGUAUUCAUCUACUACAAUGCACUGU
This is a messenger RNA of Lycium ferocissimum, 1110 nucleotides long. RefSeq names its product acidic endochitinase-like. Gene Ontology annotation, biological process: carbohydrate metabolic process. NCBI's taxonomy places the organism in Eukaryota, Viridiplantae, Streptophyta, Magnoliopsida, Solanales, Solanaceae. Gene Ontology annotation, molecular function: chitinase activity. The record is from RefSeq and is a predicted model, not a curated record. Gene Ontology annotation, cellular component: extracellular region.